AAGCAGCGUGUGUUCCACAACAAUAAUGAACUUCGACUCGCACCCGACCGCUGGAUCUGAGCACAAUGACGUCGUGUGGUGAUGAUAUCCCGGCAGAACCUAAUCAGACGGUCUGAAAUCGAUUGAGCAUCGUAUUAUCGUGCUCCAGAGCUACGCCAUCGCAAAACCGGGGGUGCCGUGGAAGGAGCAUAAACGGGGGGGCACGGUGGUGCUAGCCUUUGGCUUUUGCCCUUUGGCCUCUGUUCCUUUUGUGCGUCCUCUGAUUUCUGUUCUUUGUUUUUGAUCAUCUUCUUCCUUUCGAUUGUCUUCUUCUUCUCUGUUCGCUGAUUCUGAUCGAGUCGUAAUCUUCAGUUCGUCCGAUCGUUCGAUCGAGCGGUCAUUUGUCAAAAAAGGAGAAAGCAAGGGGGAGCUUCUAGGCUCGGAGCUCUUGAGCAGAUUCAAAAGAAAAGAGAGCGAGGGGGAGGGAGAGAGAUGGGUUCAGAGCAGAGCUGGAACAAGACCGACGACGUCACGGGCUUCCAACCUUCGGAGCGGGCCCUCUGCGCCAACGGGUGUGGCUUUUUCGGAUCCGCAGCCACCAUGAAUCUCUGCUCGAAGUGCUACAGAGACCUUCGCAUCAAAGAAGAGCAGGCGGCCUCCGCUAAGGCCGCCGUGGAGAAGUCUCUGAACCCUGCGUCGUGCUCGCCGCCGCUUCCUAAGCAGAAGGACCAUCCGAAUUUCUCCGGCAAGUCGCUCGUUCUUCCGUCUUCUUCGGCUGCUCAGACAUCGGUCGGCGCGUGCGACGGCGCGAUGGCCUCUUCCUCCGGGGACCAACCGCAGACGACAGCGACGGCGAACAGGUGCGGGACCUGCAGAAAGCGCGUGGGAUUGACGGGGUUCAAGUGCAGAUGUGGGAUCACGUUCUGCGGGGCCCACCGGUACCCGGAGGACCACGUGUGCUCGUUCGACUUCAAGGGAGCGGGGAAGGACGCCAUCGCGAAGGCUAAUCCGGUGGUGAAAGCUUCGAAGCUGGAUAGGAUCUGAAUUUUCAUGUUCGGAGAAGUGGGUAUUUGGUAAUCUUCAUCGUGUCCUUCACUCUUUUUUAUUUUUUUUAAUAUUUUUGGGGUGGUUGGGUAGGGUUGAUGUCGAGGGAAAAGCAGUUUGAUUUUGGUGUUAAAGAAGAAAAAAAAAAUUUGGGAGGAGUGUGUGUUAUUGUGGUGGGUAGGAAAGAACUGAUGGUGGAUUGGAUUCCAUAAUAAAGUGGAUCAUUGAAUUGAAA
Messenger RNA from Malania oleifera, 1258 nucleotides. RefSeq names its product zinc finger A20 and AN1 domain-containing stress-associated protein 1. The record is from RefSeq and is a predicted model, not a curated record. The transcript is spliced from 2 exons. Gene Ontology annotation, molecular function: zinc ion binding; DNA binding. NCBI's taxonomy places the organism in Eukaryota, Viridiplantae, Streptophyta, Magnoliopsida, Santalales, Ximeniaceae. The coding region runs from base 472 to 1023 and encodes 183 amino acids.